Molecule: messenger RNA, 2563 nt
Organism: Hymenoscyphus albidus
Lineage: Eukaryota; Fungi; Ascomycota; Leotiomycetes; Helotiales; Helotiaceae
Source: the annotation of a GenBank genome assembly
CAAAUGCCUGCCCGACAUAGCACUAUUCCGACAACAGAGUGUUAUCAUGUCUAGCUACCAAGAGUAAGUAUUGAUUCCCCAGAACACGGUAACAGAAAUCAACUACCAUACAGGAAAGUACUUCAAGUGGCCUCGCAGAUACUCCCGGACUGGCCGAAAAAACCAACCCAAUUCUACGUUGCGAUCCUCCCAUACAAUGUCACCGUUCCGACCUGCCAACACGCAGAUUUCUUCUGGCUGAAAUGCGGAGGCGUAAGUGCGAAAUGCUUCCCAUCUUCGAUAUAUCUUCGUUCAUUGUGCUAGAGCUGAUAUGACCCCCCUUAGAGAACCACGAUUGCGACCCUCCGAAAGGCCUACAUUGCACAAUCAGAGACUAGCGUUGAGUUGAUGUACGAGGAUCGUGUCAAGCCACAAGAUGAUACACAAAUUCGCAAUCUUUAUCAUACGCGGUCGGAUAUUCUAGUCUUUUGGACAAUUGUCAAUACGACCGAAGUGCUAUCCCUUGAUGUUCACCCAAACUUCUGGGCGAUAGCAAAUAGGAUGCAAGCAAUAUGGGCGGGACGCGCUAGCCCGAGAGACUUUCUGGAUUUGGAGCCGCAGGUACAUUUUGGAGCAUGUAAUGUGAUUGGAAAUUACUAGUCGCUAAUGGCCGUCUAGGUAAUGCCUGCCAUAGUUCUGCCUCGGGAAGUUGCCAGAGUACAACGGGAGAAAUUAAUACAAGUAUCCUCUCAACACCAGCAGAACAAUGAGCUUGGAACCCACGGGAAACCUGGAGAGCGUCAAAUCAAUAAAUCUACAUCGGAUGGCGUUUUCGAAAAGUUGCAACAGCAUGUUUCGAAAAUUCACCCGCUUGCAAAGAUAAUAAUGAGAUCCCAGCCUGGUGCUUCGCGGUCGGAUUUUAUCUCUGCGCAGUUUGGCUGCCAGGUCUGCGGAUAUUUCAAUACUGAGCCACCAGGGCGUAAGGCUCUUUCUCAGACCUACAAAGACUUUGAAAAGCACUUUACGUCCACAACCCAUCGUCUGAAGAGCAUAGCUUGGGCUAAGCAAAAAGUGAAUGAAGCCACCGCAAGAAAUGUUCAUGGAAUACUCGAAUACCUCCGAACCUUAUUCAAGAGUGCACAACUUGAAGCAAAAUUAAAUACGGGACCACAGGGCCUUGUUCCACGCUACACUAUUGAGUGUUUAAAAUGUCGAAGCUUCGCGUACCAAUUCUUUGAGAACACACCUUCCGAAGUAGAAUCAGCAUAUCGACAGCAUCGAAAAACCCGGAUACACCAAAAUGGUGACAUGCCUGCCCGAAAGUAAAAGCCACCGACGCCGCUCUGUCUACUUGCGCUCUUGGCCUACAGACGUCAAACACCAGUGGCAGCAGGUCGAAUAAGCCUGCGAUGGAAAUGGACUCCAAACAUCCUAGCGCGCAUUUACAUUUCGACAUAGUAUCAGACGCUGAUUCUCAGGAGGGCUCUCUGCUGGCAGUCAGUCGCCAGUCACUAUCUAGGGUUUCCAGCCGAAUUGAUACGAACCGAAGAAUUCUUUUUUUGGCUGGAGGAUUAAAAUAAGACCGACCAAAACGUACCCAGUCUGACGUCAAGCCUAAGAAUCAUAUUCAAACUUGGCAACCUUUUUCAAUUUUGGGAGACCAAGACGUCAACCCGCUACCUAAAUUCCGUCUACCAUCGUCAACUACUCCCUCGCCACCUCGUAGGUUCUCUCUUAUACGUUCUGGACCAACAACAGUCUCCUCAAAACAAUCCCCAGUCACAAAUGCGCCUUCUGUUCAAGGCUACCAAAAACAUCUCGCUAUGCCCCGUAGCAAAUUUCCAAAAGACAAUUUCCGCAUCCAAGAAUCCAUCAAAACCAAGUCCAAAGAACGGUACAUCACAGGACAUUGUCUAGACUGCGAGAAUUCCAUGCCCUUCCUAGGAACACCAGAAGUCAUGUACGCCGCUCUCAAGGCUCAUUUACGUAGCAACAUGCAUCUUGGAAAACGAUUUUCCAAGACCAUGAGCGAGAUGAAAAAGCAGGCUCUAAGUGCUUUAAAGGUUAAUGAGGAGGCGUUACGAAGAGAUGUACGUGAGGGCCGUUUAUCAAACGCAGACUUGGAGAAGCAUAGUAAGAAGAGAAAAGAGGUUUCGGAAUUGAGAGACCCUACCAUGACGGCUGAAUCUGGGGGCUUUCCCACGUUGGCACGGGCGAUUAGGUCUAAACGGAGAAAGAUCGAUGAUGGCAAGUCGUAGGUACGGUCUAUCUCGACUAUUUCUAGAGUUGUGUGGAGUUUUGGUAUUCUUGGAAUCUAGGUUAUGUUUGAGGCGUUGGGCUUUCAUUUCAAUACCCUCUAUGCACCGCGUUCCUGGCUUUCUUGGAAUACAUUUCAGGAUUUCGUGCUUUGGAGAUACACCUUCUUCCAGCCGUUUGUUUUGGACAUCGUGGGUUUCCUUGGAGAUUAUUAGGGGCAAGGCAGAGAUUUGUAAGGAUUAACUUUGAGCAUGUUAAGCAUUCAAUAUCCGUUCUUCUACUUGGGAUGUGUGAGAGGUGAACGUAGAAUUUCUCUCUGUACUUGUAU